AUGGAACCAGAAUGCAUAUCUCCUCUUACAGUCGCUGCGGCUUUAGCUGCAGCCUCUGAUAUUGCUGCAGGUGGAUCAGGUUUAUUGGAGUCAGUGUCAGCGCUGGGUGAAAAUGGUAACAAGUUAGAAGAACGUGUUGUCCCAGAAUCAUACAAUAUGACUGAAUCAAUUUCGUCACAUGGUGGUUAUUUAGGAUCUGCGAUUGAAAGUGAAGGGACAACUGAUACUUAUGAUUUAGAAAACCUAUCAAAAUGGGUGCCGGAUAAUCACUAUAGGCGAUUGAUGGAGAUGAAUGACACUCCACGGGAUCCUAUUGAGUGGAAUUCAACACGGGUAGAUGCAUAA
This is a messenger RNA of Trichobilharzia szidati, 345 nucleotides long. NCBI's taxonomy places the organism in Eukaryota, Metazoa, Platyhelminthes, Trematoda, Strigeidida, Schistosomatidae. The record is from the annotation of a GenBank genome assembly.